Haplochromis burtoni (Burton's mouthbrooder) is the source of this 977-nucleotide messenger RNA. RefSeq names its product antioxidant 1 copper chaperone (gene atox1). Gene Ontology annotation, cellular component: cytosol. The record is from RefSeq and is a predicted model, not a curated record. The transcript has 4 exons. Gene Ontology annotation, biological process: copper ion transport. The coding region runs from base 161 to 367 and encodes 68 amino acids. Lineage: Eukaryota; Metazoa; Chordata; Actinopteri; Cichliformes; Cichlidae. Gene Ontology annotation, molecular function: metal ion binding; copper chaperone activity.
UGGUAUUCUUAACCCGGAUAUCCGGUGUUUGUUGUGCUAACUGCAGCUAGCUUGCGGCUAAACAGCGGUCCCAUCCUGGGAGUAUUUGGAGCCGUGUAGUUACGUGGAGGCAAAAGUCUACAUCGGUCUGUUCGCCGGGUUAGGACACGUCACUUCAGACAUGACUAAGCACGAGUUUGAGGUGGCCAUGACGUGUGAGGGAUGCUCAGGAGCUGUUACCAGGAUCCUGAACAAGAUGGGAGACGUGAAGUUUGAAAUUGACCUGCCGAAGAAGCUGGUUUGGAUCGAGUCUGACAAAGACGUGGAUGUUCUGAUGACGGCGCUGCAAAAGUCCGGAAAGGAGGUCAAAUACAACGGCACGAAGUGAAGGACCUGCACCAGGAAAUAAUUCUUGCUGCUGCAAACUGAAGAUUUAAGAUGAAAUUCAAGUUAAAGUCUGAGAGACCCUCAGUGAGUCUGCACCCCCUCCCAUCCAGCUGUUACGCACAGUGUGCCUCCUCUGACCUCCUGAGUUACAACAUCGUCCUCACACAAACCUGCCGAGCGUAAUCAUCUCCAAACCUUUACCUUCAGGCUUUAAAUGAAAAAAGGAAAAAGCAGCAUCUUAGAUUUAGUUUCAGCUAUGUGAUGAUGAUGACAAUAAUGAUGACGAUGAUGAUGAUGACUCCAUUUCCUGGGGUGUAAAUGAUGAAACCUGUUGGCUGUGUUUGCUGAACCUGUUUUAUUAAAUUUGUUGAUUUUAUUCAUAAAAAGACCAUUUGAAGCUUUGCUGUGUGAGGAUAUUUGGAGCUCUGCACCAUGUGGGGGUGAGGGUGGGACCACCUGCUGCACCUCCCCUCUGCUCCUCGACACUACAGUCUAUUCUCUGCUGUUUUUGUGAUUUUUAGGAAUGUAAGGAGCUCUCCUCCUCGCCCGCUGUCUCCAUAAUGCUCGAAUGUCUUAAUGCUGGAGAAAAUAAAUCAUUUCUGUCUUCAGUA